Strongylus vulgaris is the source of this 738-nucleotide messenger RNA. NCBI's taxonomy places the organism in Eukaryota, Metazoa, Nematoda, Chromadorea, Rhabditida, Strongylidae. The record is from the annotation of a GenBank genome assembly.
AUGAUAACAACAACCGAAGCAACAAUAAUAAACGCUACACUAGCUAUCGAUGAUCCCAUGGAAAAGCUAAACUAUUUGAAAGGGAUCUAUUCAUGGCUUAUUCCUAUAAUGAUAAUCAUACUUGCGCUAGCUAUCAUCGGCAAUGGACUCAUCGUAGUGUCAGCACCAUUCUUGUCUUCGCCAUUAGCUAUCAUUGGCAAUGGACUCAUCGUAGUGUCAGCACCAUUCUUGUCUUCGCCAGUCUCUCCAUAUCUUAAACUUUGCAUCAGUUUGGCUGCAGCUGACAUGUGGGCUGCGUCAUUGCUCAUUACAGGCCUAGUGGUAAACUCUUACCUACCUGUUGUGAUUGGAGUGCAAAAGUCAUCGAAAUGUGUUGACGCUUGGUUGGAAAUAUUCCGAGUCUCCGGAAUGCUCACCUCUGAUAUGCAUUUGUUCGCCUUAGCCAUCAAUCAGUUUUUCGGAACCAUGUGGCCUCUAAAGUACAAGGAUUGUGGAUUGUUCCACUUAUAUUUGUGUUCAGCUGGUAAGUUAAUUUUCCUAUCGAACUUUUUCUGCAUUAGUGAAACUGUUUCUGCGUUGUUAAAAAUGUUCGUCUCACUCGAAAACGAUGGACUACGACAUGAGAAAUGCUAUCUCUCGUUCUACAAUCGUUUCCCGUUUCGUAUCACAAUUUUCCUCAUCUUCAUCAUUCCACUUUUUGCAACCUUCGUUAAACAAAACUGUCACUCUAAUGUUUAA